Alexandromys fortis (reed vole) is the source of this 1338-nucleotide messenger RNA. It is a transcript of the gene Nmb, whose product is annotated as neuromedin B. The transcript is spliced from 3 exons. The record is from RefSeq and is a predicted model, not a curated record. The coding region runs from base 746 to 1234 and encodes 162 amino acids. NCBI's taxonomy places the organism in Eukaryota, Metazoa, Chordata, Mammalia, Rodentia, Cricetidae. Gene Ontology annotation, biological process: positive regulation of hormone secretion; neuropeptide signaling pathway. Gene Ontology annotation, cellular component: neuron projection. Gene Ontology annotation, molecular function: neuromedin B receptor binding; neuropeptide hormone activity.
UUCCAAGACCAGUCACGACAACUCCACAAGAAGACAGGGCUGCUCCUUAAUGGUUGUACUGAAAGAUGUGAAACUCUUAAAGGUAUAAGCAGUAUGGUUAUUUCCAUUUUACAGUAGCGUCCCUGGCCCAGUGCUCUUUCCACUGCUCUGACCCGCGGGGCAGGUCUGCUACCUGCCGUUAUGACAGACCAGGAUCUCCAAGUGGUACCACUGCUGGGGACAGCUCCUUGCUCCCUUCCCUAUCGUCCUAUCCCCAUUCUGGGCACAGAACUUUUCCAGGUUACCCAGCGUGUGCUAACUGUGAGAAAGCAGAGAGGUGCCAGCAAGGGUCAGAUGUCUUGAGACGGAGGAGGUGACAGAAUUCCUUUAUGGAGUUCCUCUGUCAGGUGAUGCUAAACACCCACACUACCAGGAGGGGGACUUUUCGCUUCACUUUAGCCUCACGGAGAAGCUUUGAGGGCUGCUGUAAAAACGACAAGAUAGCAGAAAUCUGGCGAAGGAGGGUCUUGGGAACCACUUUUGCUGUGGGGCGGUGCCACACGCCAGGUUGCACUAAAACUGCGGUGGGCUUCUGCCAAAAUUCCAGUGAGGCAGUGACCAACCCCGGUGGCUUUGGGGGCGGAGCCUGAGAAGGGCGGAGCUCCGGGGCGGGGCGCGCCUCCAGCGGGCUCCUCUGCUCCGACAGUAGUUUAAAAGGCUGGAAGGCGGGCUCCGAGUGCCAAAGAAGAACCCGCUUGGCACAGCCAUGACCGGGCGGACAAGGGGCUCUCGGCUGCUUCGCAGUCUCCUCCUCUUCGUGUUGUUCACUGCCGGCGUCGCUCCCUUCAAUUGGGAUCUCCCGGAGCCCCGCAGCCGAGCCAGCAAGAUCCGAGUGCACCCCCGGGGCAACCUCUGGGCGACCGGUCACUUCAUGGGCAAGAAAAGCCUGGAGCCCCCAAGCCUGUCGCUGGUGGGGACAGCACCUCCCAACAUCCAGAGGGACCAGAGGCUGCAGCUGAGUCACGAUCUGCUCAGAAUCCUCCUGCUAAAGAAAGCUUUAGGCAUGAACCCCAGUGGCCCAGCUUCCCCAAUUCAGGGGGUCGCUGGAGCCAGUACUGAAGAAGUGAUGCCAAUAACGGGAGGAACACAACAAGGCUUAGAAUGUGUCCAUCCAGGGCAGCUGCUGAACGGAACCCCAGCAGUGGCCCCAUCGGAUGUAGAUCCUAAGCUCAAAUGUGUUACUCCCUUACUGUGAUUUCUGGUUGGGUCACCAGGAAUGUUGACAAUGCAGACAGCAAGGCUCUCCUGCUGCGUUUCUUGCUUCCCUGGUGAAGUUGCAAAUAAAAACACUGCUCUUUA